Molecule: messenger RNA, 2451 nt
Organism: Thamnophis sirtalis
Lineage: Eukaryota; Metazoa; Chordata; Lepidosauria; Squamata; Natricidae
Source: RefSeq, a predicted model, not a curated record
AAUAUGUAUUUUCUGAACAGGAAAACAAAGAAAGAGAGGUUCAACAACUUCAGCAGCUACAGCGACUUAAAGAGCUGGAGGACAAACGCCGGUCGUGGGUUGCUGCGGAUAUCAGUGCUUUUGGCAGGAGCAGUAGUGAAAAUGAUGUUGGUGCACUAACAAAGCGCGGACUUGAAGAGUUUUUACCCUUUUUGCAACAAAGACCCCAAAGUCCUUCUUACAGAAAUACCAGCACAAGACGCUCUCGACAUUCCUUGGGCGUGACUGCAGAAAGAGAACUCUUUACUUUCCUGAGUACCUCAAAAGGAGAAGAUCUGAACAAGUUUAACAGCCUCCCUCGUGAACAUCCUUUUCCAACAAGACCAAAUGUAGCAUGGUCAGAAAAUAAGGAGCCUGUGGAUGUCAGUUUCACUCAUUUGCACUUAGACCAAGUUUCCAAAAACAAGGUCCACAGUUACCAGUUUUUCCCAUCUCAGGCUCAACAUGUAGAAGAUGCUUCCCAUGAUAACCUCUAUAGCAAUCAAGAGAGGUCAAAUAAUGACAAGUAUGGGUUUAAUGUGCCUUGUGUAGAAUCCGGCGAUGCAGUUCCUUGGGAUCUAUCUAUGGAAGAACAUGAACAUAUUCCAAGACUGCAUAGGUUUGACUCUCAUGAAACAAAUGAUGUAGAGGAUUCAUCUCCAGUUCAUUUUGUGGCUGGAAUGCAAGGCUUGGAUGCUCAAGAUGGUCCAUUACACUCUCCUGGCAUUACAGGAGAUCCAUCCAAUAGAGAAAAGACUCAUUAUACAAUUGAACACUCUGCCAAAACGAUGAGUUACGUUAAUGAAGCUCUGGAACCUGAUAAUGAUAGCCCCAUCUCUUCAGAUGGUAGCAUUUCAGGAACUAAAACUCAAGGACCAGUUUUCUUUGAAUCAGAUUUUGAAUGUUCAUUGACACUUGAUCUCUCAGAAGAUCAAAGUUCGAAGUUAGGUGGCAAUAAAAUAGAUAACAAAAAUGGUGCUAACUCCUCUUAUAUGAAUGAACUGCAAACUGGUGAAAAUGCCAUCUUUUCUAAUGAUAAAUCUGACUGCAGCAAUAAGUCUAGUUUUCCAAAGGAGAAAUCAGUAAGGAGCAAAGACUCAUUAGGACCAAAGAGAAAUUCCUUGAAAGACAAAACUUCAGGUACCACAAAACCCAGCACUGCCUCUCCAAAUCAUCCCAGACCUGUGAGAACUCUGAAUUCAUCAGAAAAUGCAAGCAUGAGAAAAGUUGUACCCAUUUCUAGGUCCACUAAACCAGCAUCUCCUAGUUGCCCCAAAAAACCAGAGGCCAAGCCUGCAUCUCGAGACACGGCUGUAGCUGAAACACGUCUGUCACGUCGUAACUCCGUCCGGGGUAUUGUAGACGCAGCGCCAAAACCUCCCUAUCGGCAGAGUAUAUCAGUAGAAGAGCCAAAAUUUCAGCAUGGAACUUCAAAUUCAAGCAGUGGCCAUUGUGAGAAGGAGCAGCUUCAGCACAAAGGCUCUUUUAAAAAGCCCAGUUGCAAACCCGUCAGAUAUGUCCCCAAGUCAAAAACUGAUGAAACAAAAAUGUGCCGCUCCUUGAACAAAUCUCAGGGCCCUGUGGAUGCUAACAAAAGCACAUCUGCCACAGCUCCCAAGGCACCAGCUCCUGUUCCGAGUUUUGCAAGAAACACAGUGGCCUCUUCGUCAAAAUGCGCAAAGGUGGAUUUGCCCCCUCCUUCCAGAGCCCCACCUCUCACAAGGUCUUUGUCUCAAAGACUACCUCGAAUGAAAGUAACAGCCGCCUCUGAUGAUUUUAACCCAAAGGAAAAUGGUGGCACACUGAAAAGAGCCAACAGUGCUAAAAUUAUCAAAAGAAACACUGACAACAGUGACCUUCUUAGUGUUAAAGCAGACUCUGCGCCAGGGGAACAAAUAAUGGAAAAAUCAGGAUCCUUUAAAUGCAAAGAUGGGAGUCAAACUACAAUUGGGAAACUAUUCAAUCACUUCUAAAACAUAAAAGCAUUUGUAUCAUUUGGCAAUAUGGAAAGUGAAAACCAGGUUUCUCAAUGCUAACUAUUUUUGUUAUGAAAGAUUCUAAACAAACAUGCUGUAUUUUGUUAUUCGAUAGAAACUAAGGUACCUUGUGCGAAUCCUGAGGGAUGCCUGAAUUGAAUGUAUUUCAAAACUACUGUGAUGGAAUAGCUGUAACUAAGAUCCCUUGUCUUGGGGAGAUAGUAGCUUUUCAGGAAUUUAGCAUGCUAAAACUGAUUUCCUAGUGUUCUGCCUGACAAGACCUCAUCUCCAAGUUAGCUGGCUUGAGAUAAGAUAAACUAGAGUUAAUUACAAGUAAAAAAUAUUGCAAAGUUGGGGAUGGUUGUGCUAACAAAUUCUUUCAUGCAAUGAAAGGCAGGGAAUUCAGAAUUAGGAAUUAUGGCCAGUUGUAUUGUCACUGCUUUUCUGAGAAUGCAGU